Molecule: messenger RNA, 2052 nt
Organism: Penicillium coprophilum
Lineage: Eukaryota; Fungi; Ascomycota; Eurotiomycetes; Eurotiales; Aspergillaceae
Product: Nonribosomal peptide synthetases (NRPS)
Exons: 1
Coding region: 1-2052 (683 amino acids)
Biological process (GO): secondary metabolite biosynthetic process; amino acid activation for nonribosomal peptide biosynthetic process
Cellular component (GO): cytoplasm
Molecular function (GO): phosphopantetheine binding
Source: RefSeq, a predicted model, not a curated record
AUGGCACACAGCACCAUCGGAGCCGAGAGUAAUACUUUGACCCAGGUUCCGGAUACUGGCGAUUUAGAUCGGAUCUGGGAGUGGAACAAAACUGUUCCAGCUGCCAUCAACAGUCCAGUCCAAGAUCUCAUUCACGAACAAGUGGAAGCCCACCCUGACGCCCCAGCUGUGUGCUCCUGGGACGGUAGUCUAAGCUAUGCAGAGCUUGAUGACCUGUCCUCACGUUUGGCGAAUGAGCUUCAGAGUCGAGGAGUAGGGCCCGAGGUCAUCGUUCCAUUGUGCUUUGAGAAGUCGGCAUGGACGAUCGUGGCCAUGCUCGCCACAAUCAAAGCUGGAGGCGCUUUCGUGCUUCUCGACGCAAAGCAGCCUGAAGCGCGACUUCGAGACAUUGUUUCUCUCACAAAGGCAGAGUUUGUGGUUGCCUCGCCUGCGCAGCAAGAUCUGACAUCGAAACUAUCGCCCGAGGUCCUCCUGGUAUCACACGAUAUCCUUCUUUCUUUUCCCGCCAUCAAACACUCUACUCCUACAAUUGACUCAGAGUCCACUCUAUUCGUCGUCUUUACUUCGGGAAGCACAGGCCUACCCAAAGGGGUAAUGAGCUCCCACCGAAGCUUCGUAUCUGGCGUUCAUUACCGACGGUCCAUACUGGAAUUGCCAUCUCCUCGCGUAUUCGACUUUGCUUCGUACAGCUUCGAUGUCAGUACAGACAUUAUCUUGUCCACGCUGAUUAUUGGUGGAUGUGUGUGCGUACCAUUGGAGUGGGAACGUCACAAUGAUAUUGCCGGUGCCAUCAACCGCCUAGGAGUCAAUUCGGCCGAUCUUACACCUUCUGUGGCGCGUUUGAUUGAUCCAGACCAUGUACCAGGCCUCAAAGUUCUCAAGCUUGGUGGAGAGCUUAGCAGCGUCACCGACAUCGCAAGAUGGGCCCCGAAGACGAAGUUAAUCAAUGUUUACGGACCAUCCGAGUGUUUGCUUGUAGCUAUUAAUAUCUUGAACGUGAACGGCGACCCUCGGACCAUCGGGCGAGGACAUGGGGCCGUUACUUGGAUUGUGGAUCCCAAUGAUCACAACAAACUGGUACCAGUGGGAACAGUGGGGGAGCUUGUGGUCGAAGGUCCCAUUGUCACCAAGGGUUACCUGCAUGACCCCGAGCGGACCGCAUCUGUCUUCAUCGAUGCCCCCGACUGGCUUCGAGGGAGACAGAGUCCGGAAAGACCAUCUUGUCGGCUGUACAAGACUGGUGACCUCGUCCACUAUAACCCGGAUGGAACCCUGAACUUCGUGGGUCGUAAAGACACCCAGGUCAAAGUGCGUGGACAGAGAGUCGAGCUUAGCGAGGUGGAGCACCACAUCCAGCAGCAACUCUAUUCCCGAACGGGGAGACGUAUCAAUCCCAUCGUGGAGCUGAUCACAGUUGGCGCGAAUCAGGGCUCUCGCCCGAUGUUAGUUGGUUUCCUCGCAAUGAGUCAAGUUGAGUCCGUGGAGCCUGAAAACAAAGAGCAGCUGCGGCAGGCCAUGUGGAAUCUAACGAAAGAUCUGAACAAAUCCCUUUUGAAAACUCUCCCACAGUACAUGGUUCCUUCUGUGUAUAUUCCCGUCUGGCGAUUCCCGCUGAAUUCAUCUGGCAAGACUGAUCGAAGGCAGCUCCAGGCAACUGGCUCUGCGCUUUCACGUCAAGAACUAGCUGCUUUACGAGCCCCUGCAGCUGGGAGAGCAGAAACGGCGAUCACAGCAUCGCAAUCGCGAUCUGCUCCGCACACCUUUAUGGAGCAAAGAUUGCAAAGAAUGUGGUCGAAGGCACUGGGUCUUGAUCUCGCCGAAAUCUACCGAGAAAGUCAUUUCUUCCAGCUGGGCGGAGAUUCUCUCAGCGCGAUUCAACUUGCCACGCUGGCUACGAAUGAUGGUCUAGCCCUUACAGUCCAGGAUAUCUUUGAUCAUCCGGUUUUAGCUCGCAUGAGCACAAUCGUCAAGCCACUAUUCGAACAAUCUGUGUCUUUGCCCACCGGUGAACAUACGAAUGGGUCUGCCAGCUAUGUGGAGACAUAUUCAUGA